Messenger RNA from Monomorium pharaonis (pharaoh ant), 2743 nucleotides. Its product is annotated as serine/threonine-protein kinase Chk2. Gene Ontology annotation, biological process: mitotic DNA damage checkpoint signaling; protein phosphorylation. Gene Ontology annotation, molecular function: protein serine/threonine kinase activity; ATP binding; protein binding. The transcript has 8 exons. NCBI's taxonomy places the organism in Eukaryota, Metazoa, Arthropoda, Insecta, Hymenoptera, Formicidae. Gene Ontology annotation, cellular component: cytoplasm; nucleus. The record is from RefSeq and is a predicted model, not a curated record. The coding region runs from base 523 to 1923 and encodes 466 amino acids.
CUUUUAAUCUUAUUUUUAUCUAAACUAUAAAUCAAUUAACGUUUAAUGACGCGAGAAGAGACUUAAGAUAUAUCCUAUCUGCGUAUCAACAAUUUUGAAGGAAGAACUAAUGCAAGUUUAAUCAAAUAUGGGAUUAUCUUUUUAUUGUAAUAUAAAAAUUUAAUAUAAACUGCAAUUUUUUUACAAUUGUCGAUAAUGAAGAAUUGUACGGUAGUCACGAUCGAUAAUAUCGAUUGCUCGCUUAUUGACGCGAACAACGCGCGAGAAUGUUGAAAAUUGCAACGGUUGCGGCUCCGUCACAUGGUUAGUUGUAAUUGCGCCGUAUCCGCCGUAUUUCUUAUUGCUGGCUUGCCGGGAAUCCGGAAAUUCUCGAGAACGUUACGCCGGGCAUUUUAUCUUUCCGACAUAAAAAUUCACUGAAGUGUAACACACAAGAAUGAGCUAACCGCGUUAGUCGCGUCCUCGUGGUUCUCGAAACACUCUUGGCUAAGUAUUUUCUUGGAUAACUUUUCACCUCGUGAAAUGGAUAUGGAGUCACAGGAACAGAUCCCCGCCAGUCUGCCCGACACUCAGAACGUAGAUACUUUGACACAAUCGCAAGAAGUUUCGAGCCAGCAAACGACGUUGACUAUUUGGGGAAGACUAUGUGCUACACGGCCAUUAUUGCCAAAUCUGGAUCUGAAGGACACCAGUUAUACGGUUGGACGUGCUGAGAAUUGUGAUAUUUAUUUAACUACAAAAGAGUUGAGGCCAAGAAUUCUGAAUGUAAUCAGCAAGGUACACUUCCGCAUAUACAGGGAGAGUAUUUGCAACAUGAAUGAGGCUGUGGUGUAUCUAGAAGAUUUGAGUCAUAAUGGGACCUUUGUCGAUGACCACUUGGUUGGCCAUGGAAAACGAGUCAUCAUUGAAAAUAAUUCCAAGAUAGCCUUAGCCAGAAGUGACUUCGGAGUAUAUAUAUUUAUGACCACAAAUCUUGAAACCCCUUGCGAAUUGCCAUUGGAACUAAAGCAGAAAUACGCGAGCGGCCGUAGGCUAGGUGCUGGCGCCUGCGGCGAAGUUAGGAUGUUAUUUACGAAGGAUGGUUCGGAAAAGUUUGCUAUUAAAAUUAUACAAAAAAAUUACUUUAGUACAGAUAAUGGGAACAUUUUUAAUAAUCCAAUGAAUGUCAGGAAUGAAGUUGAAAUAUUAAGAAAGUUGAGGCAUCCCUGCAUAAUUUAUUUGAUAGACAUCUAUGACACACCCAGAGCCAUGUACAUUAUUCUCGAAUUAAUGGAAGGUGGGGAGCUCUUUGAUAAAAUAAAAAGUACUGGAAAACUGUCAGAACCAUGUGCAAAAAUGAUAUUCUAUCAAAUUGUACUUGCCGUCCAUUAUCUUCAUAAGGAAGGUAUUACACACAGAGACUUGAAGCUAGAGAAUAUACUACUAAAAGAUAACUCUGAUUAUCCUUUAGUAAAGGUAUCAGAUUUUGGGUUGUCAAAAUUUGUUGAUACCCAAACAAUGAUGAAGACUUUCUGCGGAACCCCUAUGUAUGUUGCUCCCGAGAUUUUAUCGACUCAUGGACGUAGCUCUUAUACGAAACAAGUCGAUGUAUGGAGUUUAGGAGUAAUAUUGUACAUCUGUGUAAGUGGCACAACUCCAUUUCACAGUAAUAAUUUAGUAGAAGAAAUCACACGUGGAUUAUACGAAUUUCGAUCCUCGCAUUUCCAACAUGUACCAGAGAAUGUGAUAAAGCUGAUUAAACGUAUGAUGACGGUGAAUCCGAGGGAACGUAUAACAGUGCCACAGAUCUUACUGAAUCCAUGGUUAAGAGACAUUCGUAUGCGACAAGAAGUCAAUAGACUGAUAUCGAAUAAUAACGUGGAGAACAAUGAGAAUGUACCACCUCUGAAUGUUUGUAACAAACGUCCGCGGAUUAUGGUUUGAAGAAAAAAAACAUACUUGACGCAGUGUAAAGUACAAGAAAAAUAUCUUAUUUUGCGAGUAAUGGAUGGAGGAAUACUUAAUGUCCUCUUGAUAUCAUCUGAUUACGUUGUAAUACAUGGAUAUGUUACCAUUCAUUUAUUGAACAGACUAAUUGUCAUUUAGAAAACGGUCUGUUUCAAUAGAUCUUUGACAGAUUUAAAUAUUAAGGCUCUUAUUAAGUUUGUCUCAUAAAAUAUCACAUACAAAUAGUACAAAUAUAGUACAACGUAAAAUAAAUGUUUAAUAACAUUCAUUCCGUUUAAUUAUAAUUGCAAUUAAAUAUACUUUGUGUUAAUUCGGAAAUUAAAAAAUCAUGAAAACAAGAUAUAUAUAUAUAUACUCUGUGAUAAAGUACAUAGAAAUACUCGGAUAUACUUUUAUUUUUUGACUGACAAUUUAAUAAGUAUAAUAAGAAUUUGUGAUUUAAUUUACAACAUAGAAUACUUAUUACUAUACUAUGUAAUGUAAGUAACACGCACUGCAAAGGUUGUUGAUCGAUAUUAAGUGCCAAUUUAUCAACUUUAUGAUCCUUGACGAUUAAUGAUAAUUCUUGAUUGGGAGUUGAUGUUUGAAGAACAUAGCAAUGCUAAUAAAAAGAGAUUAAGACUGCCUUAUGUUUAAUGUCAAAUGUGCGGAAAUGUAGGUUAACUUUACCUUGAACAUUUAAUUAUCUUAUGACUUUAUCACCUGUUAUAUAACAAAAGCACCCUAGUGCUCAAUUAUAUGAAGUUCUUUAUUCAAAGUGAUGGACAUUAUACAAUAAAGAAGAAUGUCUCGCGAA